Molecule: messenger RNA, 1831 nt
Organism: Callorhinchus milii (elephant shark)
Lineage: Eukaryota; Metazoa; Chordata; Chondrichthyes; Chimaeriformes; Callorhinchidae
Exons: 11
Coding region: 84-1661 (525 amino acids)
Biological process (GO): skeletal muscle organ development
Cellular component (GO): cell-cell junction; intermediate filament; sarcolemma
Molecular function (GO): structural molecule activity
Source: RefSeq, a predicted model, not a curated record
GUCCGCCUACAAAUUGAACUUAGGCAGGAAAUUCCAGACGAUCAGUCUCAUGAGCUGAUCAGGCAUUGCUGGGAGUAUAUAAAAUGUGUCUUUGCUACUGGGGUAGUGGAAAAGGAUCAACGUCCACUGAAGAGACCAGCCAGCCAGCCAGCCAGCCAACCAGCCAGCCCUGCCCAGCCAGCAACAUGAGUUGCAGCCCCGAAAGGAUGUCUUCCUAUCGCCGCCACUUUGAGGAUUGCAGCAGCAGCAGCAGUGCCUCAUACCAUGUGCGGGUGUCCAGUCCAUCUCCACCUCGCCGCCAAGCUCGCCAUCGAUCUGCUAGUUACAGCCGCACCACUGCCCAUGUGACAGUGAGUGGGGCAGGAACCGGCAGGAGGACCACCUCGGCAGUGCGUGGACCCCGCAUUACCAGCUUGGGAACAAUCUGCCUGGGAGGAGGAGUAGGGCCGGCGCUGGAUCUGGAUGCAGCUUCUGCGACAAAUCAAGAAUUCCUCAGCAUUCGAACCAGUGAGAGGAAGGAGAUGAUAAUCCUGAACGACAGGCUGGCAGCUUACAUCGAGAAAGUUCGUAAUCUUGAACAGGACAAUAAAGUCUUAGAGGCAGAGAUUGAGGCUCUGAAGAGUCGCAUUUUGCAACCACGAAGCUUGAGACAUCUGUACGAAGAGCAACUCCAAGAUCUCCGCCGGAUAGCUGAACAGAUGAAAGUCCAACGGGAUCUGUCGGUUGCUGAAAGGGAGGCUAUGAUUGCGCAACUGGAGGCUAUAAAGAUAAAGUAUAAAGAAACUGUUGCAGCUCGCAAGAAGGCAGAAGAAGAUAUCGAAGCUUUCCGUCCUGAUGUUGAUGCAGCCACAGCCUCUCGGAUGGACCUUGAAAAGCAGCUGGAGGCUCUCGAGGUGGAGUUGGAAUUCCUGCAGAGAGUGCACAAAGAGGAAAUUGAGGAUUUGAUGAAACAGAUCUACAGUGCUUCUGUCACUGUGGAGAUAUCCUACAGCAUCCCAGACCUGGGCACUGCACUCAAAGAUAUUCAGCUGCAUUAUGAAGGCAUCUCAGCCAAGAAUCUACAGGAAAUGGAUGAUUGGUACAAAACAAAAUUUGUGGAUCUGAAUCAAACGUCAACCAAACACAUAGAAAAUAUUCGAAGGACAAGAGAACAAAUUGGAAACUGUAAAAGGAAUCUCCAGAGCAGCCAGAUGGAACUGGAUGCACUGAAAGCCCGUAAUGCAGCACUGGAGGCUCAGAUUAAAGAGAGAGCUGAGAAAUACAAAACUGAGAUUGAAGAAUAUCAGAAAAAAAUAGUGAGUUUGCAAGACGAACUGAAAAAUACAAAGGAAAGGAUAACUCUGCACUUAAGUGAAUAUCAAGACCUACUCAAUAUUAAGAUGGCGCUGGAGGUUGAAAUUGCCACAUACAGGAAUCUGAUUGAAGGAGAGAAUUCCCGCCUGUCAACAACGUUGGGCGGAUUCUGCGUGAUGAGUAGCAUGUUGGGGCAUGGUAACCUCAGUGCCAUUGACAGUGUUUCCAAAGAACAGGCUGUGGAAAUGACAGAAAGGAAAACUGUACUCAUCAGAACAGUUAAAACAGACAAAGACAAACUGCAAAAAGAUACAGAAGAGAGAACCAUAACAAUUUCUGGAGCUGCAGAUUGGAGUGAUGAAGACUAGGAAUUUGGGAAACAACGCUGAUUUUCAAGCAAAUAAAAAAAAUGCUGGAAACCCUUAGGUUAUAAUGCUUCAAGUGCUCUAACAAAUAUACAGUUAACAUAUAAAGCAUAGAGAGGAUAAAAUUUCACCUGGAUCUAGAUUUACUCUCUUUUUUCUUAGCAUUUCAGUGA